Molecule: messenger RNA, 2583 nt
Organism: Argiope bruennichi
Lineage: Eukaryota; Metazoa; Arthropoda; Arachnida; Araneae; Araneidae
Exons: 8
Coding region: 126-1784 (552 amino acids)
Biological process (GO): regulation of asymmetric cell division; apical protein localization; establishment of mitotic spindle orientation
Cellular component (GO): apical cortex
Molecular function (GO): cytoskeletal adaptor activity
Source: RefSeq, a predicted model, not a curated record
UAGAGGGAGCUCUGCCCCAAACCCGCAUAAACAACUUUUUACCUCCAGCGUGCAGUGGUCUCUUCUCUUUCUACCUCUUUUUGGAUUACACGAUACGAUUUUGAUCUAGUUUCACCAUAAACAAAAUGGGACAACACGGCAGUUGUAUUCAGGGACAACCGGAUUGGUCUGGACCAUAUGAAAAAACUUCAUCCAAAGGUCAAGAUGAACUUUAUGAUCAGAUUAGAAAACUUGCAACAAUGAGUUCCAAAUCGAAAGAUUUGCAAGAAAUCGAAAACUACCUCAUAAAUAAAAUAAAUCCAAACUGUCCCCAGCAUGGAAGACAAUCUCUUUACAGAAGCAAUAGUAAAACUUCAUCUACAUCUUCCAAAAUUUCAACUGCAAGCAAAUAUGAAGAGCUAUUCCACAAAGAAAGUUCUUGUAAAGACAUCAAUUUCAACCAAAGUCAGACAGAUAACAAAACCCCAAGCAUUAAACCAAUAAUUGUCAAGAAAAGUUCAUGCAAAGUUCAUGGUCAUGCCAAAACACAAGAAAUGGUUGCACCUUCUUCAAUAUGCCGUGUUCACGGAAGUCAAAAUUCUAGUCAACGGAAAGUAGAAACGAUUGAAAAUCAAUCAGUACCAAUUCAUCAGCAAAGCAUCCAACAGCCACCUGCAUAUCAGCACCCACCCCAAACAAAAAUGACCACACAAUCAGUAAUUAAAUUCAAGCCAGAAUAUGAAGAAUUCUCUGAUGACGAUAGUACAAUAGCAAGCACAUUUUCAUGCCCUGAAUUCUUGACUAGUCUGAUACUUCCAUCAGAAGAAAUAGAAACACUUGACAUUUUGGCUUCAGUGGGAGUCCAGUCAGCAAAAGAAAUCAUUCAAAGACUAGAAGAUCGUGCAGAAAGCAUUGUUGAAACUUUCGGUGUUGUACUUAAACAUCUAGAACAUGGCGAUUGGUCUACUUUCUGUAUUAGCACAAGCCGACUUUGUGAUGAUAUAAAAAAUGUGAUGAGAGAUUAUCACCUCAGCUCAGAAAUGAAAGAUGUAGAAUCGAUCAAGAUUAGAAACCAUGUAACAGAGGCUUUGAACAAAUUGACAACACAUAUUUUAAGUUUGAAUCAGAAUUCAUCUUCUGAAACAAAUCACAAUGUUUUGCUGCCUUCCUUUAAAGUAUUGGGAGAAGCUCUCCAUGAAAUGAUGGAAUUCCUCAUUAGUAAAGAAUUAAAAGUCCUGAUUGAAUGCCUGAAUCCUGACACCAAAAAUUCCUCAAUAAGGAUGGCAACAUGUGCCUUGGCAGAAAUGUCCCUCUCGGGAGCUUUGAUGAGUCGGCUCAUUGUUCAGGCUGGAGCCAUUUCACCUCUCCUAAGCAUCUGCAAGGUUCACAAAUGCAAGCAUUUACGCCCACUUGCCCUUCGAGUAUUAACAGUAAUAUGUUCCUCCCAAAUGGCUCUGGAAGAAUUUGAAAAAAUAUCUGGAUUCAAAACAAUUCUGAAUUUGCUAGCAGAAGAAUCUGAAGAAAAAGUUGUGUGCGAAACAGUUGGAUUUUUGGCUCAAAUUUUGAAGCAAUGGAGUGAAAACAAAUGUUCAGUUGGAACAAAAAUUGGACAAGAUUUAGAUAGUCUGGUGCAUUAUUUAACUGAAGCUGCAAAAAGAGCUCUUUCUCCAGAAAUGUUUCUACUAUCUGCUGCGUGUCUUGCUACUCUUUCAUCAUACAAUGCGAAGGCAACAAAAUGGUUAGAUAUGCAUGCACAAGAAAUGCGACUGUUGGCUAGCGGAAACAAACAAGAAAGUUAUGUAUAAAAGAAAGUUUUCAUGGAACAUUAUUAGUCAAAUGUCUUUCAUCACAGUAUCCCUAGUCAAAUUCAUGAACUCAUUCAUAAUAUAUUGAACUGAAUGAACUUUGUGAUAUUGCAUAUUUUUAUAUGGUUCAUAUUGCUUUUAUAUUCAUCAUGUGCAAAGCAAAAAAAAAAAAAAAAAUUGUAUAUAUUUUCUUCCCCAGACAUGUUUUGGUAGUUUUCAAAGAAGUAACAUGUUGGGAUAUGUAACAUACAAAUAUCGCAUCUUUGUCACUUUGAAAAGUUUUGAAUUUAUCACUGUGUGUUGAAUUAGCACUUGCUUAGUUUUAAUUCCUUAAAGAAGAAAUCCUUAAAUUAUAAGUUCUCAGAAGGAUUAUAAAUAAGAAAGAUAAUUUAAAGGUAAAAAUAUUUAUAUAUAUCAAUACUACUUAAGUAAGAUUCUAGUAAAAUUAAUUUCUUAAAAACUUAAUUAGCUAAGCAAGAGCUAACAGACAUAGUGUACAAAUGGACUAUCAUAUUUGUUAAGAUCAAUUUAUAUUCUAGAUUUUAUAUUGUUAUGAUGGUAAUGAAUACAAGUCAUGUACAAAUGAUUAUGAUAUAUAAAGAAAGAUGCUAUGCAUUACACACCUGGUGUUAUACUAGUCUAAAAAUUUGUGCAGUAUAUCUAAAAAAUGUAUUUAUACUAUAUAAAUUUAUUUGCAUUACAGAAUGUAACAUCCAGCUAGCUUUACCAAAGUUAUCCAAUUAUAUCUUUCCCAUUAUAAGGGAACUUAGAAUUGUAUAAUAUUACAAUUUAAAUGUAU